Messenger RNA from Trichoplusia ni (cabbage looper), 3723 nucleotides. It is a transcript of the gene CycB3, whose product is annotated as G2/mitotic-specific cyclin-B3. The coding region runs from base 192 to 1736 and encodes 514 amino acids. Gene Ontology annotation, molecular function: cyclin-dependent protein serine/threonine kinase regulator activity. Gene Ontology annotation, biological process: regulation of cyclin-dependent protein serine/threonine kinase activity; mitotic cell cycle phase transition. The transcript is spliced from 8 exons. The record is from RefSeq and is a predicted model, not a curated record. NCBI's taxonomy places the organism in Eukaryota, Metazoa, Arthropoda, Insecta, Lepidoptera, Noctuidae. Gene Ontology annotation, cellular component: cytoplasm; cyclin-dependent protein kinase holoenzyme complex; nucleus.
CGUUGGACCAAUAAAAUUUUAAAGCAGUUCAACGGUUUUUGAAGACGUUUCAUCAGUCCGGUGUCUUGUUGAAUUUUAUCUUAAAAUUUGGAUAAAGUUAUCAUUUUGUAUUCAAUAUCAAGCUGUGCAUCUUCUAAAGUAACCAAUAUUCAAUUAAAACGGCUACAGCCGUUUAAUAAAUUACCUCCAUAAUGGCGCCAACCAGGUUGGCAUCGAAGCCGAUCGGCGUCAAUGAGAACUUGAACGGUUUACUGGGGCAUGGGAUAACGACAAGGAGUAAGCAAUUAGCUUCUCUGAAAACUCACAAGGACAGUUUAAAAGUACCAAACAAGAGGAAAGCUGACAGUCCUCUCAAAGAUGUUACAGCUAAGAGGGCUGCAUUUGGAGACAUUACAAACGCUUUUAACAAGACUAGCGCUCUCCAGGAUAAAGACAAAGUCUUGGGGCUUAAGAAGGUCACCGUGGAAAGCAAAAUACUUCCAUCUGUAAAGAGUAUCAAACCACAGACCACCUUGAAUGGUAAGUCCUCCAAGGCAAAGACAUUCCAGAGGGUUGCUACAAGUGCAUUAGAUGCUGUACAGAAGCACUUUGCUAAGGAUCCACCCAAGCCAGUGGCUACUCGUGCUCAGAAUGGCAUCCUGAAGAACAUUCACCAGCAAGAGCAGAAAAAAGACAAGAGCAUCAACCAGAAUCAAAGCCAGAGCUCUGCUAAGUCAGCAAGGAGUGAUGUGUCCGAACCAUCACUGUACAUGACUGCUCUGGAAACUACCAGCCCCUCAGAAACCUCAAAGGAGGAAUACAAGACAAUAAGUGACAAGUUGGACAAGGUCAACUUGGAUGAUACUAUUCGGUCCCUGGAUGAAGAGACUGAAACACCGCACAAGCCACCCUCUGAUGUUCCUGACUUCGACCAGGAGAACUGGAAUGACACUUUCCAGGUGUCAAACUAUGCUAUGGACAUAUUCAAUUAUUUGAAGAGCAGAGAGCACCUGUUCCCUAUUGACGAUUACCUGCAACGGAUGAAAGGGAUCACAUCGUGGAUGCGGGCACUCCUGGUGGACUGGAUGGUGGAGGUCCAGGAGAGCUUUGAGCUCAACCACGAGACUCUAUAUCUGGCUGUGAAGCUUGUCGACCUGUUCUUAACCAGGUCUUCUAAGACGCAGCCAGAGAAGGACCACCUCACGAAGGAGGAACUGCAGCUGCUUGGGGCAUCAGCAUUGUUUAUUGCUUCCAAGUUUGAUGAGCGCAUUCCCCCCCUCGUGGACGACUUCCUGUACAUCUGCGACGGCGCGUACACGCUGAGCCAGCUGCUCAAGAUGGAGAUGAACAUUCUGCGCGUCGUAGAUUUCGAUCUCGGCGUCCCGCUGUCCUACCGGUUCCUCAGGAGAUACGCCAGGUGCGCCCGCGUGUCGAUGCCGACGCUGACGCUGGCGCGCUUCGUGCUGGAGCAGUGCCUGCUGGAGUACAGCCUGCUGGAGCACUCCGACAGCAAGAUGGCCGCAGCCGCACUCUACCUCGCGCUCAGGAUGAAGUCCAUCGGUAACUGGACGCCCACACUACAGUAUUAUACAGGAUACACCGUUAAGGAUAUCCUCCCCAUCGCGCUCGCCCAAAACGCAACUCUACAUAAGAAGCCCAAAUCCGCAAUCAGCACAGUUAGGAAUAAAUACUCGCACACAAUCUUCUUUGAAGUGGCCAAGGUACCUCUGAUCGACGACGCGGCUCUCUCCAGCUGAGGCAAGUCCGGUGGCGCUUUACAUGCUGUACAAACUAUUCUAAGGUGGGUCCAAAUUUUCUAAUAAUUUGUAAAGUUGUGUGUAUAUUAAUUCGAGGCUGGCGGGCGAAAGAUGUCUGACCCAAGUUGCAAUGUAUAUAGAAUUCACGCUUCCUGUUUUCAUAUUUAUGUAAUAUUUUGUUGUUUAAUUUUCAUGCUUGUGCUGCAAAUUAUUCUCUUGUUCUUCAUUGUUAGUAUUAUACUUUUUGUUUGUGAUAGUCAAUGUAUUUUCUUAAAGUAACUGGUUUAAUUGAAUAACAUUUUUACUGUCACAGUUUUAAAAGUCUUAUGAAAUUUAUGGAGGUGAAUCAUUCGACCUUCAGAUUAAAUAUAUUUUUUUAGUUAUUUUAUGAUUAGAAUUUUUAACAAUUUAAAUUAAUGCCAGUUAUCUUGCGUCAGACUGAACUCGGUUCGCGCUGCCGUAGACUAAGAGAUCGCAAUUGAUAGCUUGUGUUACUUAAUUAUUUUGUAAUGCGUGUCCAGUUUGUGAUGUGUGAACGAUCGCAAUAUUACACGUAGCUCAUUCAUGAGAGGAAGAGGAAUCGGGCCUAUGUAUCCUUGAACAAGCUUUAAGGGCCGAAUGUCCGACAAACAAAUUAAAUGUAAGGUGCCACUGGCUCAUUAGAACUACAUGAUAUUUGUAAGUAGUAUGACUAAACUAGACAAUUUACCUCGGGUUAACCGACCCGAGUGUUGACACUGCCAGUAUGUGAAUGAUUAGGUAGUGAAAAUCUAGAUCAAUUAAGAGUUUGUGUGAAGUGAAACACGAAUUGUGAAGUGUUAUAAACUAUAGUACGAGUUGUUUAUGAGAAGUGUAUUUACUUUCGGUAAAUUAAUAUAAUAAAGACUGAAAUGUUUGUUGACAUGUACGAAUGGAGCGUCGGUAUUACCCGACUCACGAUAUUUGUCGAAUAUGUGCCAUAUAAUGAUAUGGCAACAACCCCGUUACUCGGAAGUAUUGACUAGAGGAUGAAGCCUCAAUAAAUAACACCAGUUGAACGGCGAAACUAAGUUUCCAUAAAACAAGAGCGUUUGAAUAAAUUCAAUAAAGACUAAAACCAAAAUCUCAUCAUGUCCUGUCUGACCUCAAUAGAAUCUUACCAAAAAUCAAUGCCUAAAAUCCACAUUCCAAUAUUGUUUAUUACCUUGCUGCUUGUUAUUUAAUUAGAAUAAUGCUGUCUUCCUAUAGCGAAUUAUAGGUUUUAAUCGGCUAAAUGUAUUAAAAUGUAUAUUUAUCACAAAUGUACAAACAACGAUACUUUGAUGUGUAUUGUUUAGUGAAGAGAUUUAUUUAUCUCAAUGCGUAACUCUUUUGGUAGACGUCAAAGCGUUUAUAUUGUACACGAGCACUUACGCUUUUCGAUAAAUAUGCAACCCUUAGAUUUAUUUUACGACUAAGAUCUGUAGAAUCUUUAGGUAAGCCUUGACUGUACAGUCGCGAUCAUAAGUGUGAACCAAAAAAUCAAUAUUCAUAAUGAACUAAAUGAUGCUUAAAUAUUUCCAUCGUAUUUAAGGAGAUAGCGUGUGUAGAUUUGAUAGAAGAGUAUACAGUAGUGCGAUCACUGGCACGCUUAUGUCCCCGACUGCUGUAUAGGUUCAACUAGCGCCGGAUGUGUAAACGUUUUUAUACAUAAUAUUAUGUAUUCUUGGCAAGCUUUGCUACUCUUUUAAUUAUAAUUAUUAUUAAUGGAUUUUGUAAUGUUUUAAUAUAAUUAAUUUACAUAGUAAUUAUUGUGAGAUUAUUCGCAUCAUUUGUCAUAUGUUUUGUAAUUUAUCACAUUUUAAAGAGUACAAAAUAUUGGAAUGUUAUAAUAAUGUUGUUCGUUUAAUAAUAAGUUUUAGAAUAAUUGUCACUUUGAAAACUGUUUUCUUCUUUAUAGCAUUUGUCGUCUAAUUAUACAAGGAUAAUGUAAACUGACGUGUAAAUAAAAGUGAUUUUGGUUUGGUAA